This is a messenger RNA of Trichophyton verrucosum HKI 0517, 975 nucleotides long. Its product is annotated as C6 transcription factor, putative. The transcript has a single exon. Gene Ontology annotation, molecular function: DNA-binding transcription activator activity, RNA polymerase II-specific. The coding region runs from base 1 to 975 and encodes 324 amino acids. Lineage: Eukaryota; Fungi; Ascomycota; Eurotiomycetes; Onygenales; Arthrodermataceae. The record is from RefSeq and is a predicted model, not a curated record. Gene Ontology annotation, biological process: regulation of transcription by RNA polymerase II.
AUGACAACACUCCACUCACUGAUGCUGGAGAGAAAGUUGUGGCAACAAAAAUGCUACCUCUGGCGUUCAAGGUUGGUGCAUCUACUUCUCCCUUGUGUGUUUGAUCUGGUCUUGUUUGUUGACUCGACACGUGGGAAGACGCCAUAUCUCAUGCAUGCUAUUCUUGGUAUCGGCGCCACCGCUAUAGCGGACCAGGCCAAGAGUGACUCUUCAUACAAAGUUCUGCAUGCAUAUCACUGGCAGCAAACCCUUAGACAAUACCAGGAGGAAAUUAGAACUAGCAUUGGUCUCCACAAUAUGGAUGGUCUAAUGUCCACAUGCAUGUUCAUGAGCAGCAUUACCUUCCUCGGCGCUGACCCCGAUUAUACCAAAUCGUGGGUUUUUACCAAUAACCCUGCAGAUCUUAACUGGCUUCUCAUCCAAGGUGGAUUACGCUUUCUCCUCAUGCACCUCAGCCGCUACCUUGAACAUAGCAUCUGGUAUGAGGUUUUUAUGGAGUCUUCAGACGAGGAAUUGUUUGGUGACCAUAGGCCGGGAAAGGUGGGCCUGCACCCAGAGCUUGCUGAAAUAUGUGGAAUAACGGAUACAACUACCGAAGAUGAUAACCCCUGUCUCUGGCCUCUGAGAAUGCUUACCCCGAUUCUUAAGCUUGAACAUAACCGGGAGAAUUUCUCCAAGAUCUUAGGUUUUAUGGGGAGACUGCUACCGGACUAUACGAAUAAACUACUUGCUAAAGACUCCAGUUGCAUGAUUAUACUUGCAUAUUGGCUCGGGAAGUUAUGCGAGCGGCCUGACACCUGGUUAUAUUCACGAGGUCAGAUUGAAUGCUAUGCACUCUGUGCAUAUCUGGAAGCACUCGGAGAUCCAAAGAUCCUAGAACUUUUGGAAUAUCCUGCCAAAAGAUGCGGCUAUGUACUCGGUCGGCUUGCACCGGUUGAUAUUUUAGAUGAGUUAACCAUAAUCCCCAUGAUAUAA